Camelina sativa (false flax) is the source of this 933-nucleotide messenger RNA. Lineage: Eukaryota; Viridiplantae; Streptophyta; Magnoliopsida; Brassicales; Brassicaceae. The record is from RefSeq and is a predicted model, not a curated record.
AUGGACGCCAAAGUAGUAGUAGAGCAGCCACGGCAGAAGGAUAGGAUGGAGAAGAAGAGGAAUAAUCUUAUUCCUUCGUCGUCGAUUUCAUCACUUCCAAAGCUCUAUCAGUCUCGCUCCUGGAUUGGAAACACAGAGCCUUACCUCUACAUAUGCCAACGCUUACCUCCUUAUGAGCGCUGGUUCCUUGUUAAUCAAACCAUAGUUACCAACGGCCGUAUUAAGGAUGAUGGGUUGAGCUUAUCACCCAUAGCACCUUCUCCCUCUGCUCCAUCCAAGCCGUCCACUGUAGCCGUAGGUUUCGAAAUCUACCAAAUUGGCGGAACCAUCAACGACGACAAGCGGCCAUCCUCGGCCGUUCAUGUGUUUGAUUGUCGGACUCACACGUGGCGGGAUGCUCCUAACAUGUUGGUAGCAAGGAAACGCGCCAAGUCUGCUUUUAUAGACGGCAAGAUUUUUGUUAUUGGAGGAACAAAGGACUCAAAAUCCUCCUCGAUGAACUGGGCUGAGGUUUACGAUUUAAAGACUCAGACUUGGAAGCCACUGCUUAGCCCUUGUGAUGACGCUAAAGUUCAGCUUCGUAGAGGACAACUUUACGUUAAUAGUAAGCUUAAAACGUAUGAAUAUGAUUCAAAACAAGGAUUCUCCAAAGAGCGUAGUGACUGGUUCGUGGUUAAGGGUUUAGAAAAUUUUCAUAUCAAGUGUGGUAUUUACUGUCCUAGGUUAGCUAACUAUUGUGGGAAACUCGUAAUUCUACGGGAGUUUCUCAUUCCAGCCUCUGCAAGGAAGAGGAAGAGUAUUUGGUGUGACGUGAUUAGGUUGGAGAAGCGCCUCGGCUUUUCUGGAUUAGAGAUUUGGGGUUUACUUGAACAGUCGAAUGAUGUGCUUACACUCCACAUAUCAUAUAAGUUCUUGAGCUGUAUCACCCUUUGA